AUGUUCUCAGUCGAAUUAGAAAAUCGAUCAGGUUAUAAAAAAAGGAAGAAAAAGAAAUCGAAGAAUAAAAGUACUGGUCAGAAUAAAUUUACAGACCAAAAUAAUAUAUCAGAAAGGAAAGAAGAAGGAGUUGAUAUGAAAUGUGAUCAUAAUAUUCUGAGGGAUAUACAACAUGAUGGUAAAUAUAAUAUAAUAAAUGAACAAAUUAAGGAGAAUCCAUCGUUAUAUUUUAAAUAUAAAGAGAAAAUUAAUUUGGAAGAUGAUAAUAUAACAUUGGAUGAUAAAAAUAUAACAAUGGAUGAUGAAAAUAUAACAUUGAAUGAUAAAAAUAUAUCAUCAGAUGAUAAAAAUAUAACUUUUGACGUUGAUAAAAUAUUAAACCAUCAACAUAAUACAUCAAAUAGUGAUAUAUCUAUAAAUUGUAGUAAUAAUAAUGAUGAUGAAAUAAAAGAAAGUAUAAAUAAACAAGAUAAAAAGGAUGUUUUAAUAAGUGAUUAUAUAAAUAAUAAAUAUGUUUUAUCAAAAAAUAAGACAUGUAAAAUAAAUAAAGGAAAAAAAUUAAUUAAAAAAAAAGUAAAUAAAAUUUCUAAGAGGAAGGAUCAUAUAUUAUAUAAAUGUCAUAAUAAGUUAUAUAAUGUUGACGUUUUUUCUCAAGGUACUAAAAAUGCAGUCAAUGUGUGUAAUUCGUUAAUUAUACUUCAUAAGAAUGAUAAUAUUAAUAUGGAUAAUAAUGAUGAUUAUGACGAUAUAUAUACAAAAAAUAACAAUAUUGAAGAUAUUAAUUAUACAAAUGAUAAUGUCAUUAAUCCUAUGUGUGGUUAUUACCCCAUAGGUGAUGACGAUGCAUUAAGCAAAGGUGAAAUUAAAAAGUCAAAUGGAAAAAUCAAUUCCCUAUCUAAUUUUGAUGAUACUAUUAAUGUAAAUAAAAAUGAUAUACCUAUUAUAAAUGAUAUAAAAAAUAUAGAUAUAAUAAGUAAUAAAGAAAAUAUAGAUAUAAUAAGUAAUAAAGAAAAUAUAGAUAUAAUAAGUAAUAAAGAAAAUAUAGAUAUAAUAAGUAAUGAAGAAAAUAUAGAUAUAAUUAGUAAUAAAGAAAAUAUAGAUAUAAUAAAUAAUAAAGAAAAUAUAGAUAUAAUAAGUAAUAAAGAAAAUAUAGAUAUAAUAAGUAAUAAAGAAAAUAUAGAUAUAAUAAGUAAUGAAGAAAAUAUAAAUAUAAUAAGUAAUGAAGAAAAUAUAAAUAUAAUAAGUAAUAAAGAAUGUUGUUAUAAUGAUGAACAGAAGGAAGAGAAAAAUAACAUUUUUAAUUCAAAUUUCGUAGAAGAAAAAAAAAAAAAAAUGAUUUGUAAUUCUCUUAAUGUAUUACCAAUAGAUAGAUUACUUAAAAAUGGACAUGAUGAAAUUAAUAAGGAGGUAUGUAAAAAAAAAAAAAGUUUUUUUUUUAGUUAUAGUGAUAUAAAGUCUAAAAUGUUAUACAAUAAUAAAAAUUAUUCAAAGAAAGAAAAAGCAUUAUAUACAAAUAAUAAAAACAAUAAUACGUUCAUUCCUAUAUUUUUAAAUAAGAUAGGAGACAAGAUUAAUAACACUGAGGAUAUAUAUGAUAUGUAUAAUAAAAAAAAUAUGUAUACACAUGAUAAGAAGAUAUAUAAUAAUAUGUAUUCUAAUAACUUAAAAAAGAAAUAUUAUUAUAGCACUACUAAUAUAAAAUUAUUAAAUGAUAAUAUGGGAAGGGUAUUAGAUAAUAGGCUACAUUUAUCAAAUAAUAUGUAUCAUGAUUUACAUUCAAAUUCGUUAUAUAAAAAUGUCAUGUUGAUUAAUAACAAUGUUUUUUUUUAUAAAAAGAGGAAAAGUAAUAGUAAUAAUAAUAGUAAAAAAAAUCAUAUGAUAAUUAAUAAAAAAGUAUCAUCUUAUAAUAUUUUUUAUAAAGAAAGGAAUGAUUCAUUUAAAGAGAAUUUUUUAUUUUUAAAAGAGAAAAUCUUAACAUCGAAAAAAGAUACUUGCGUAUUUGAAGAAAGGCAAAAAGAUCUUUUUGAAAAAAGUAAUGAACAUAUUAAAUGUGUUUCUUCUUUUAAUAAUAUACGAGAUAAUAUUUCUUCAUAUUCAAGAGUAAAUAAGAAAGGAUAUUUUUUCCCUUUAAAAAAUAAUUCUAUAGGACAUAUACCAAAAGAAAGUAAUAUAAUAUAUACACCUAGGACAUCGUUUAAUCAUGUAAAGGAUAAUGAAAAUAUUGCUCAUCUUAAAAAAAAAGAAAUAAAUGAUAAGAAUGCAUCUAGUUCUUAUUUAAUAAACCAGAAUAUAACAACAUAUACAUUACAAAGUGAAGUAAAUAAAAAUUUAAAUAUGUUAGGAGUAAGAGAUUCUAUUUAUAAAAUAGAUGAAAGGAACAAUAUGUUGAAAGAAUGUUAUAAUGGAAAUAAUAAUAAUAAUAAUAAUAAUAAAAAAAAAAAGAAAAAAAAAAAAUUGUCUUUUUCAUGUGAUAUUAUAAAUGAUAAUAUUACACCUGAUGAAUCAGAUAAGGAGAAAGAUAUUUCUAAUAAUGUUAAGAGUAUGGAAAUAUUUAAUUAUGUAAAAAUAAAAGGCAAUUUUUAUAAUAAUUUAUCUUCAAACAAGGAUCCUAUCCCAAAUAUUCAUAAUAAAUAUCAUAGUGAAGACUAUUUAAAUAUACAUAGGACAAAUAAAAUAUAUGGAAUAAAUAAUGAAAAAUAUAGAAAUUAUAAAUUGUAUAGUAUGGAUGAAAUAUUUAAGAUGUCUCGUAAGGAAAAGAAAUAUAUAAAUAAUAUUUCUAAUAAUAUAGGAAGGGUAACAUAUAAAAAUGAUAUGAGGAAUGAAAAGAUAAAUCAGAUGGAAGAUCUAUUAUACCCUUGUGACAAAAAUAAAUCUUUAAACAUUACUUGUCCUGUUAUAAGAGAAAAUAAUAUAUCAAAAGAAGAAAUUAAAAAAAAUUCAAGUGCUAUAUUAAAUAAAAGGAAUAAUGGGUUUAUGUUUAAUAAUGUUGGAAGAUUACAUUAUCAUAUGGACAAAAUGAACAGUCAAGAUAAAAUAUAUGACCAAGGAAAUAUAAAACAAAAUGAAGAACAAACAAUCAAUUAUAAUGAAUAUACAUCAAUGGAGGAAAGAAAUAAAUAUGAUAAUAAAUGUAUUAGAAAUUUGGAUGACUAUAAAUAUGAAGAAGUGUUGAGUUACCACCAUACGUUGGAUGGAGACAAAAAAAAUAAUUAUAUGAACAAUUUGAUAGAUAUGAAUAAUGCGGGAAUUAUUGAAACGAUGAAUGGAGUUAUUGAUAAUAUUAUAUUGAAUAGAAAAAAUAUGAACAGUACGAAGGAUAUGGAAUUGGAGAUGAAGAAUGAGAUGAAGAAUGAAAUAAAAAAUGACAUAAAAGAUGAGAUAAAAAAUAAUAUAGAUAUAGAAAUUGAGCAUGAAAUUGAAAGACAAAUUGAGAAUGAAAUUGAAAGACAAAUUGAGAAUGAAUUAGAAAGAGAAAUUGCGAAUGAAAUAAAUAUUUAUAAAAAGAACGAAACAUAUAUGAAUAAUGACAAAGAAAUAGAUAUUGUAAAUGAGGAGAAAAAACAUAUCUAUCCAUUUAAUUACGAAUCUAAGAUACAUGAAAAUAUGAAUAUAUCAAUUAAUAUAAAUAAUUCUAAAGAUUGUCAUAAUAAUAUAUUAAAAGAAUAUGUAGAAAACGUUUCUCUUGUUCAAAAGGAGGAGAAUAUAUUUCAACCUUUAUUCAAUUUAAAUAAGAAAGAAAAAGUAUGGAAACGUUUUAAUAUAAAGAAUAAUAUAAAGACAAUAAUAAAUAAUGAAGAAAUGAAAAGAAUAUAUCAAAUUAUUAAUAAAAAUGUUUUUCCUAUUUAUAAUUUUAAUGAAAAUAAAAAUUUUUUAAUAAAUCAUUUAACAUAUAAUUUUCCAAAAAAAAAUGAUUUAUUUAAAUUAUCAUACAAUGUAAGUAUGAAUAAUAUAAAGAAUUAUUAUACUGCUAAUAGAUAUAUAAAUAAUAAUUUUGAUUAUAUGAAUAGAUUAUUUAGUCAAAAUAUAUAUACAUUAAAAUAUCAGGUAGCUAAUAUAGAUAAUGAUCAUAUAUAUAAAGAAGGGGGAGGGGUGGAUUAUAUAAAUAUGAAUAUAUCAAAAGAAUGUAAAAAUAAUAAAGAUAAAAUAUAUUUAAAUAAAAUAUUUCAUUAUAAGAAGAAAAAGGAUUCACGCUUUAUUAUAAAUGAUGAAAUUGGUUCUAAUGAUUAUAUAGAUAAUAUAAAAAAACAAUAUAAUAAUGAUGAAAAUAAUUAUAAAUCAAGAGAAACUAUGAAGAUAUCUAUAUCAAAUGAUGAAGAUAUGAUUACUAAUUUAGAUGUUGAACAUGAAAAUAAUUUUCCAAGUUGUCAAGCGAACUUAUUAGAAAAAAAAAGUACUUAUAUAGAUUUGAAUUUAUAUGAUAGUAAUGGUAUGGAUGAUUUUAGAGAAGAAAAAUAUAAUUUUAUUAAUAAUGAAAAUGAUUUAUUCAAUGCUAAAAGGUGGAAAUUUAAUUUUUCUAAGGGUAAAAAUCUUUUUAAUAAUAAGUUGUUUAAUGUAGCUAAUGAGGAUGGUUUGUUUUCUUUUUUUAAAAAUAUGAAUAUUUUUAAGGAACUUAAUAAAUCAAAUAAUAGCUUAAAAUUGGAAGUAAUAAAAAAUAGUAAUAAUAAUUGUAUGAACAAUAAGGGUGAUGAUAAUAGUUCAAAUAUGGAGCAUAUGAAUACAACAAACAUGACAAUUACGAGUGAUGAGCAUACAUCAACAAAGGGAGAAAUACAUGAUGAAUCAUUUUAUAGAGAUGAUAAUGAUUGUAGCCAUUUAAAAAUUCAAGGUAGAAGUAAAAAAGACAGUGACAUAACUUUAUAUAAUGAGGAUAAAAGUAAUUUUGAGAAUGAUAAUGAGACUAUUAAUGAAUAUGAAAAUAUGUAUAGUAACAUAGAUAUAAAUGAAUGGAAAGAUAAGAUAAAUGUUGCAUGUAAUAGUAUUGUUGAUAAAGAGACUGAAGAUGAUACUGAAAAAAAUAAUGAUAUAGAAAAGAAUAAUAUAAAGGAUAAUAAUUUGGGAGAAGAGAAUAAACAUAUAGAUAUUAUGAAUAAUAGGAUUAAUAUUGAUAGUGUUAAUAAUGAUGAAAAUAAAAAUAACAAUGACAAUGACAAUGACAAUAAAAAUAACAAUAAUAAUGAUAAUAGUAAUGGUGAAGGUAUAAAAGUGAUUAAAAAUAUCAAAAGUGAAAUGAAUGAUUAUAUAUAUAAUCAUAAUAUUAUGAUUAAGAUAAAUAAUAAAAGUAUAGAUCUUAUGAAUGAAAAAAAUCAAAAGAAUGAACCUUUUUUAAAUUAUGCAAAUGAAAAGGAUAUACAUAUUAAGAGUAAUUCUUCAUAUAAUAUAAAUGAUAAAAUGAAAUUAUUUAAUAAUAAUGAGAAAACAGAAAAAAAGCAUAUUAGUUUAAACGAGUUCUUAUAUAACAAAAAAGAAGAAUUAGAUGAUGAAAAAAUAUCUGAAUAUAAGGAUACAAAUUUAACAAACAAUACAUUUGAAGAUAUAGCUAAAAGGAUUAAUUUAAUUUUGAAUGAUACUAUUGAAUUUUUUCAAAAAAAUACAUAUCUUCAUAAUGGAUAUGGUAAUGUGCAAGUAUGCAAAAAGAACAAGAGGAAAUUAGAAAAAAAAAAGUUGAAAAAAUGGUCCUGUAUUUAUAAAAUUAAUAAAAUUAUACGUAAGGGGGCCCAUGGGGUUGUAUUUUCUGCGUGGCGAAGUGAGAAUGUUGAAUUUUUUAAUCCUGAGUUUUUUGAAAAAAUAUAUACGGAGAAUAAAAAGAAGGGAUAUAUCGAAGAAUCAAAUAUUAAUGAAAAUUAUGAGUGUGAUAAUGAAUAUGAUAAUGAUGAAGAGGAGACUGAAAGUGAUGAUGAUGAUGAGCAAAAUAAAGAGAAUGAAAAAAGUGAUGAGAAGUGUGGAUAUGUAUUAUUAGAAAAUGGUAACAAAAAUGAAAAGAUGCACGAAUUGGAUGAAAAUGAAAAGAUGCACGAAUUGGAUGAAAAUGAAAAUAUGAACGAAUCGGAUGAGAAUGAAAAUAUGAACGAAUCGGAUAAGAAUGAACAAAUAAAUGUAGCUAAUAAUAAUAAACAAAUAAAUGUAGCUAAUAAUAAUGAACAAAUAAAUGAAGUUAAUAAUAAUGAACAAAUAAAUGAAGCUAAUAAUAAUGAAAAAAUAAAUGAAGCUAAUAAUAAUGAACAAAUAAAUGAAGCCAAUAAUAAUGAACAAAUAAAUGAAGCUAAUCAUAAUGAACAAAUAAAUGAAGCUAAUAAUAAUGAACAAAGAAAUGAAGCUAAUAAUAAUGAACAAAUAAAUGAAGCUAAUAAUAAUGAAAAAAUAAAUAACGUCAACUAUCAUAAUAUAAUUCAAAAUACUUAUAAUGAUGACGAUUAUUAUGAUGAAGAUAAUUUGGUGUCCCUGAAAAUAAUAAACUUAAAAUAUUUAAGUAAAAAGAAUAGUUUAAAAAACAUUUUGAGAGAAGUAAAUUUUUUACAAAUGUGUAAACAUCCCAAUAUAGUAAAAUAUUACGAAUCUUUUUUUUGGCCUCCUUGUUAUUUAGUUAUUGUAUGUGAAUAUUUAUCAGGAGGAACUUUAUAUGAUUUAUAUAAAAAUUAUGGUAGGAUAUCAGAAGAUCUGUUAGUAUAUAUAUUAGAUGAUGUAUUGAAUGGUUUAAAUUAUUUACAUAAUGAAUGUAGUUUAUCUCUUAUACAUAGAGAUAUAAAACCAACAAAUAUCGUUCUUUCUAAAGAUGGUAUAGCUAAGAUAAUUGAUUUUGGUUCUUGUGAAGAAUUGAAAAAUAUUCAUAAGUCUAAAGAAUUAGUAGGUACUAUAUAUUAUAUAUCACCUGAAAUAUUAAUGAGAACUAAUUAUGAUUGUUCAUCUGAUAUAUGGUCAUUAGGGAUUACAAUAUAUGAAAUUGUUUUAUGUACUUUACCAUGGAAAAGAAAUCAAUCAUUUGAAGAUUAUAUAAAAACUAUAAUUAAUUCAUCGCCAAAAAUUAAUAUAACCGAAGGAUUUAGUAAGCACUUAUGUUAUUUUGUUGAGAAGUGUUUACAGAAGAAACCUGAGAACAGAGGAAAUGUAAAAGAUUUAUUAAAUCAUAAAUUUCUGAUUAAAAAGAGAUAUAUUAAAAAGAAACCUAGUUCUAUAUAUGAAAUAAGAGAUAUAUUAAAAAUAUAUAAUGGUAAAGGUAAAACGAAUAUCUUCCGAAAUUUCUUUAAGAAUCUUUUUUUCUUCAAUGAUAAGAAUAAAAAAAAAAAAACAAAUAAAAUGAUAAGUUCCAAAUCUUGUGAUGCAGAAAUGUUCUUUGAACAGUUAAAAAGAGAAAAAUUUGAUUUUUUUGAAAUUAAAUUAAAAGAUGAUGAAAAUACUAGAUCCUUGAAUACAUUCAAUAUAAAUCUAUCUAAAGAAAGAGACGACAUAUCAUAUUCUUCUUCAAAUUUGGAAAAAACAAAACAGCAGAAUCUCAAAUUGGUAGCCUCUGUUGUCGCGACUGAACAAUCACACAAAUGA
Plasmodium adleri (nom. inval.) is the source of this 7533-nucleotide messenger RNA. Its product is annotated as protein kinase, putative. The transcript has a single exon. Gene Ontology annotation, cellular component: cytoplasm. The coding region runs from base 1 to 7533 and encodes 2510 amino acids. Gene Ontology annotation, molecular function: protein serine/threonine kinase activity; ATP binding. Gene Ontology annotation, biological process: protein phosphorylation. NCBI's taxonomy places the organism in Eukaryota, Apicomplexa, Aconoidasida, Haemosporida, Plasmodiidae. The record is from RefSeq and is a predicted model, not a curated record.